CACCGUCUGGUCAGAUUUCCAUACGGCGUUGUUUCGUGCUCUCCCAUUAACUCGUAACGCAGGGAAAGCGGUCACGAUGUCCGGAGGUCUGGAUGUCCUUCAAAUGAAGGAGGAGGAUGUGCUGAAGUUCCUGGCGGCAGGAACCCAUCUUGGAGGUACCAACUUGGACUUCCAGAUGGAGCAGUACGUCUACAAGAGGAAAAGCGAUGGUGUGUAUAUCAUUAACCUGAAGAAGACCUGGGAGAAGCUGCUGCUGGCAGCCAGGGCCAUUGUUGCCAUUGAGAACCCAGCUGAUGUGUGCGUCAUCUCCUCCAGGAACACUGGACAGAGAGCUGUGCUGAAGUUCGCCUCUGCCACCGGUGCCACCACCUUCCAUGGUCGUUUCACCCCUGGAACAUUCACCAAUCAGAUCCAGGCAGCUUUCAGGGAGCCCCGCCUCCUGAUCGUGACAGAUCCUCGUGCUGACCAUCAGCCACUGACUGAGGCUUCCUACGUGAACAUCCCCACCAUUGCUCUGUGCAACACAGACUCUCCACUUAGAUAUGUGGACAUUGCCAUCCCCUGUAACAACAAGGGUCACCACUCUGUGGGUCUGAUGUGGUGGAUGCUGGCCAGGGAGGUUCUCAGGAUGAGGGGUACCAUUUCCAGGGAGCACCCAUGGGAGGUCAUGCCUGAUCUGUACUUCUACAGAGAUCCUGAAGAGAUCGAGAAGGAGGAGCAGGCCGCAGCUGAGAAAGCUGUUGGUAAGGAGGAGUUCCAGGGUGAAUGGACUGCUCCUGCAGCUGAGUUUGCCCAGCCUGAGGUGGCUGACUGGUCUGAGGGUGUUGCUGUGCCAUCUGUGCCCAUCCAGCAGUUCCCUGCAGCUGCUGCUCCACCCGUGAAGACAGAGGACUGGAGCACUCAGCCUGCCACAGAGGACUGGUCCACUGCUCCCACUGCCCAGGCCUCUGACUGGGGUGGUGCCACUUCUGACUGGUCUUAAAUAUUGACUUUGGCAACAAUAAAAGUGUUUUGUACACAUUGA
Messenger RNA from Scomber japonicus (chub mackerel), 1024 nucleotides. It is a transcript of the gene rpsa, whose product is annotated as ribosomal protein SA. The record is from RefSeq and is a predicted model, not a curated record. The transcript has 8 exons. Gene Ontology annotation, molecular function: laminin receptor activity; structural constituent of ribosome. The coding region runs from base 77 to 982 and encodes 301 amino acids. Gene Ontology annotation, biological process: cytoplasmic translation; ribosomal small subunit assembly. Lineage: Eukaryota; Metazoa; Chordata; Actinopteri; Scombriformes; Scombridae. Gene Ontology annotation, cellular component: ribosome; 90S preribosome; cytosolic small ribosomal subunit.